AGAACGGUUGUUUGAACCUAGACAGCAACCUCUGUGGCUCUCUGCAUCGGCAACCAAAAUCCUCCCGAGUUCGAAGGAGAACGAAGAAGAUUGCGAACAAAAAUGUCGUCUCUUGCCACAUUUCAACUACUACUACCCCCAUUUCCCUCCUCCUCCGCCUCUUCUUCUACCAAACCAACCUCUUUUCUUUGUCUUCUCCCCCUCCCCACUUCGCCUCUACAGCGCCGCGUCCACCUUAAUCGGAAUUCGCAACAUUUCCAUGGAAUUCCACUCGAACACAGAUCGAAAUCUGGGCGGAAGUUCGGAUCCUUCCGCUGCUUCUCGGCAUUAUCUCCCGAGCUGAAAACAACAAUCGACAAAGUCGUUACGUCGGAGAAAGUCGUUCUGUUUAUGAAGGGAUCAAAAGACUUCCCACAAUGUGGAUUCUCUCAUACAGUAGUACAAAUAUUGAAGUCUUUAAAUGUGCCCUUCGAGACUAUAAACAUUCUAGAGAACGAACUAUUAAGACAAGGACUGAAGGAGUAUUCAAGCUGGCCAACCUUUCCUCAGCUGUAUAUCGAUGGAGAGUUCUUUGGUGGUUGUGACAUAACAGUUGAAGCAUACAAAAGUGGAGAAUUGCUAGAAGCGUUGGAGAAGGCCAUGUGUUCUUGAAGGCCGUUGAAAGAUAAGGUUUGGCAAUGCUUGACUUAUUUUUUAGUGAUGGAAAUAUGUAUAUCAAUAUGACAUUUAUGUUACUCAAGGCUUUAUGACAAAAGUUAAGGUUUGUUUUAAUGUUUUCUUCUCAAAUGGUUAACUAA
Messenger RNA from Cucurbita pepo subsp. pepo (vegetable marrow), 797 nucleotides. The record is from RefSeq and is a predicted model, not a curated record. Lineage: Eukaryota; Viridiplantae; Streptophyta; Magnoliopsida; Cucurbitales; Cucurbitaceae.